UUCUCGCGAGAGUUUGGGAUUACGUUUGCGGAAGUUUACAUUCCGUUUAGGAAAACGUGUGGCCCAUGGCAGCAUUGAGAAAAGCCGGUAUUUGGGUAUCUUUAACUUGCUUGUUCCUGACAGUGUGGUAACUACCUACAAUGAAUUCCGUUUUGAUUAACGCAGUCUUGUCCAGCUCUCCUGACUACGACGCUUUGUUUGAGUCUCUGUCCUGGCCGAGUGGGUCGUGGCCGGAGACGGAGCGGACGGAGGCGCUGACAGCUUUCAUAGAAGGACUCGGGGAGCUUCUGACCAACUCGGACACGACUCCUUUUACAGACGCGAAAAAACGACGUAUUAAAGAUCAAAUCGAGUCAAUAAUUUGGACGCAGAGUCUGCCUCUUCUCGCUAGAAUAUCCGCAGAAGCUGAAGGCAUACGGUGCAGGGAGAGCACCGCCGCUGUCUGCCGGCUUGUAGGUGUCUGUGUCCCGCUGUGUGACGCGGCUGUAGCGGGGCGAGUGGCUCUGUCCGUCCUGCCGUCGCUCCAGCAGUCAGAGGAGGAGCUGCCCGGUGUGGGAAGACUCGGUGUGGAGGUUGCCAGUGAAGUAAUAGCUGCUGUUUUACCUUCUCUGUCAGCAGAUGAACAGCUCACAUUAAAGACCUUGUCAUCUGCCUUGUCCUGCAUCAAAACUCUCCCUGACGCAUUGGUCUCCAAAAUCACCGUCCGGCUUCUCUUGACCCUCCUGAGUUGCUGCAGCGGUGUGAGGCUCGGCAGCAUCCUCAAGUUGAUCCUGGAUGAUCUGUGCAGCUGGCACUCCACUGACCGCUCACCUGCGGUUACAGAGCGGACACUGCUGUGUUUGACCGCCCUGUCAGACCACCUGCUGAACCCUCAUGGUCUGCAAUCCUCAUCCUCUGUGUCCGACCCUCGUCAGUCCCUCCAGUUCUGGAGGAUGGUUCAGGAUGGACUGACGCACAGAGACAGCGUGUCACGUAAGAGGGCGUUGUACCUGCUGAAAAGGUGUGUAGCCCUGUCAGAGGAGCAGGGGCUGGACUGUCCGCUCCUUCCAUCAGAGGAAGAUGAGACCUUGUUCAGAUGGGCUUCAAACAGGAGCAAGUUGCUCAGAGAGUUCUGGGAGGAUUAUGCGCUGGUGAUGGAGACCUUAGAGGAAAAUCAGAUUCAUGUCGUCCAGCCAGUGCUGAACAGAAUAGAUACGUUGAUCCAAACAACAGCAAAUGAUAGUCAAGGUCAUGGUCUUUUCCAUCCCUCCUGGCUGUUGUGUGUGUACCAGCGGAUGUUCCACAGUGAGAAUAAAUCCUUAAUGAAAGAGGGAGUGUGUCACCUGUUAGAGCUGCGGGUCCUCCGACAGCCGGCCUUUGCUUUGGCUUUUUCUCAGUUUAUCGUUGGCCCCUUUAUGGAUGUUCUGUCUGAAACUUCGCUCUUCUACAAGGCAGCUGGCCAGAGUGUUGGAGAUUGUCCCGAACUGGCAGCUAAACUCCAAGUCUUCAUGACCAACUUCUUUAAUAGCCUGCCGUCAGAAGAUAGAGGCCCUGUGUUGCUGCAGCUGAUCCAGCAGCUGGGCUCCAAGCACUGGUGCGCAGUACCCCUCCUCUUCGUCUCUCAGGCCCUGUCCAAACUCUCUCCAGGUCCACUGCUGGGGGUCGACGGGCUCACUGCUCUCAGGGAGGUGCUGCGCUGCACCAUGAUCACUCAUCAAGUACUCCUGAGAGGUGCUGCCCAGUGCUUCUUGCUGAAGAGCGCCCUCUGUCUCAUAGAUGUGAACACAGUGACCUUAGAUGAUGUUUUUAGUUUCCUUAUGCAUUUCCGGGCAGAUGAGUCACUGUGCAGAGGGACGCAGCUUUGGAAUCAGUUGUGCACCUGGAUAUCAGACAAUGAAGGCAGUUUCAAACCCAGCAUCAAGGAUUGUGCUACCACAAACAAAGAAACUGUAAGAGCCUAUGUUCAAGCUGAAACACAUGCUUAUCUCCAAGUCCCAGCUAGCACAGGUCAGACAGAGGGGUUACCUGACUCCCGAGAGGCUGACAAGUUGUCCAGGUCCAUUCUGCUGUGUGUGGACAUGGAGAGGAGUCGAGCUGGAGCAGAGGUCAGUAACAUCUUGGAGUCAUUACUGUCUCCGCUGCUGGACACCCUGAGCAGAGUCAGCACCAAUAUCUACCUGCCUCUGCGUAAGAGUGACAAGAGCCUGCAGCUGGUGCUCCGACUGCUCCAGCUCGGAGCAUCACCGAGUCGUCAGCAUGCUGGAGAGGAGCAAGAGGAUAACGUGAUGGUUACCAUGAAGAAGCUAAUCUUUAAAGUUGUCGAUCCAAUCCAGGAGUUUAUCUUGAGGCGGCUGUGUGGGGAGUUGCAGGAGCUGGUUGACGUGGAGCGGGCAGAGCUGUAUCUGUGUGUCCUGACGCAGCUGGUGGUCAUGUACAGCUCUACACCUCAGCACCACAGUGAAAUUCAGCAGACCUAUUUCCCUAAACUCAUCAGAUACAGCCUCAAGGUCCUGCAAGAACCAAGCCAGCAGAUCCCCUCUGUGGCAAACCAGGUGACUAGAGCAGUUGCCAUGGCAUCCCUGGCCAUGGUAUGUGGUCUUGUGGAACAGCAAGUGGUUGACAUGCAAUCAGAGACCCUUUCUGUUCUCAAAUCCCUGAAUGACUUCUUCUACAACCCAGUUUCAUCUUCUUCACAAAGUCAGUCAUCUCUGGGAUACUUCAAUAAACGCCUGCUGAAACCACAGACAGAUAAUUCAAGUGAAGAAGGAGUGCAAGGCACUGUGCUACAGAACUGGGGACGGACAGCUGCCCGUUUCAUGCGGGACCAGUGGAUUUGCCUGAGCUUUCUAAUAAAGGCCGCUGGGAUUCCUGACUCUGUAGAGAUCUCCAGAGUGUCCAAGACUCUCAAUGCUGCCCUGAGCUGCAGCGUGGAGGCACUGGCUCUGCUGCCCAGUGACCUGGUGCUGCCUGUACUCACCUUCAUGGAGACAGUGCUGCCACAAUUAGUGCAUGAUGAGGAGGCCCUCUGUGUGGAGGCUGUGACUCUGAGCUGGCAGCUGGUGCAGGGACUGAGCACUAAUGCCCAUGACUUCUGGCCCGCCCUCAAAGGCUUCAUCUCCAUGGCUUUCCACCAUAAACUGCUCAAACUGACAGACACUCAGGCUCCGAUGCUCACAGCAGCCAUGAAACAGAUCGCCACUGAGCUGAUGGAGCUGUCCGAGUCCAAGAGCGGAGUGUUCAGUGUGCUGUUUCAGCACUGCUGUCAGACAUGGCUGCCCUCAAACCCUGGCGGCGGUGACCAGGCUGACACCAACUUUUCUAGUGUUUUCAGCCACAUCAACAUUCUCACUGAGGCUUGUGUCUACGGACCAGUGUUCAGGAGAGAUCAGCGGCUCAUCCAGGAUGUCCAAACAUAUGUGGAACAACUCGGUGAGGAAUUUCCUGCUAAUGUUGUGGUCGCAAGUGAUAACAGGGACGAUCAGUUGCCCCGGACAUGUGCGCUGGCUUUCCUCAGUCGGCUGGAUUCUUCCAACCCACUGCAUGAAAGACUGAUGGAGGAUCUAGUUAUCAAUCUGUUAAAAAAGGAUAAUAACAUAUCGAAGUCAAAAGUACGUUACUAUAGCAACUCACUGCAACAUCGUGUCAAAAACAGAGUGUGGCAAACGCUGCUGCUGUUACUGCCCAAACUCAGAGAGGAGUUUGUCACCACUUUGCUGAAAGGUGCCUUUGAGGCUGGAUUCUGCAGCAACCAGGCCUCAGUCAAGUACCUGAUCGAGUGGAUGAUGAUUCUGAUCCUUGUGAAAUAUCCACAGCACAUAGACGGCUUUUGGGCCUGUUUCAACAUGGAUCACGAACGAACCAAGACGAGCAUCUGCACCUUCCUGUCAGUCCUGGUACAUUUCAAUAUCAUCGUUCCUCUUCUUAAGGAUCAGGCAGUGCAGUUGCGUAAAGCGCUGGAUAUCAUCUUGCAGUGGUGUUUCAACCAUAACUUCAGCGUGCGGCUGUAUGCCUUACUGGCCCUGAAGAGGGUGUGGAGCUUGGUAGAAGCGCGGGGAGAGGAGGGGGCUGAUGGUUUUGGGGAGCUGUCUACUGUGAUCAAGGCCUGUCUGAACCAGGCUGAGGCCAUGCAAAACACCGGAAAUGCCAACAAGAACUGGAUUAGGAUUCAAGAGCACUUCUUCUUUGGUGCUUUUCAUCCCAUCAGGGAUUACAGUGUUGAGACCAUCUUCUAUACUUUUCCCAGUCUGUCAGAGUUGGCUGAUGAUGAGUGGAUUCCACCCUGGAAGUUUGAAAAACUGUCACAUUUCUCUGAAAGUUCAACUUUCCCUUUGAAGAAUCCUGCACCUGACCUGAGCCAGCUCCAGCCUGGAGACUGGAUCCAGCAAGACAAAGGUGAACAGGAUAAGGAGGAGCGCUGGGCCGAGGUGCAGAAGAAGAUCACCCCCUGGAGGUUGGGGAUCCAGGAGCAGGAGCCCGAGCUUCAGCUGGUGCCACAGCAGAGAGCCGCUCGACUGGGCAAACUGCACGGUGCCCUGCUGGUGGUCGCCUCGCUUAUCGACAAACCCACCAAUUUAGGAGGUCUGUGCAGGACCUGUGAGAUCUUUGGUGCCAGCGCUCUGGUUCUGGAUAGCCUCCGCCACAUCAGUGACAAACACUUUCAGUCCCUGAGCGUCUCCUCUGAGCUGUGGCUUCCUCUGCUAGAGGUGAAGCCGUUGGAGCUCACUGACUUCCUGCAGGUAAAGAAGAAUGAGGGCUACUGUAUUGUUGGAGUGGAGCAGACAGCCAACAGUCAGAGCCUCCAGGACUACCAGUUUCCUGAGAAGACUCUACUACUUCUGGGCAAUGAACGAGAAGGUAUUCCUGCCAACUUACUCCAGCUGUUGGAUGUGUGUGUGGAGAUCCCUCAACAAGGGGUCAUCCGCUCACUCAACGUGCACGUGAGCGCUGCCCUGCUGAUCUGGGAAUACACUCGGCAACAUUUUACCUCAAGUGAAGUCAACUCAAAACAUAACUGAAAAAAGAAAGCAGCCAAUGCAGUGUUAACAUGUCAUCUGUUCCUCCAGUUGUUGACCUUCCUCUCUCAUCUCUGGUAGCAAGUGUGAAAAGUGUCUGAAUGUAAACUUUAGAUUUUCAUCCAGAUUUGAAUGUGGUCAGCAUUCAUCAGCGCUGUUCUUGUGCCUUAACGAGAGUCAUGAAUAGAGAUCAGCACUCGUUAUGACCUAAAUCUUCCUCUGGGCAUGCUGUUAUAUUAAUGGAGGCAACCUCUGUUGGCAGAGCAGCAGUAAACUAAAAUAUUCUCCUUUGAGGUGGAAGUGUCUUGUUUAUGUGAGCAAUUAGUUUUUGCCUCACAGCCUGGGGACCAGACUGUAAUAUCCAUACCCAGCAAAUGAUAAUACAUAGUAUAUAAAUACUGUUUCCAUUUGAGCAGUGAUUUAAUGCAAGCUGUGGUUACAGUUUUUUUGUUGUUGUUUUAUACAUUUGAAUAAAUAAAAGUUGGACAUUGUGAACUUU
This is a messenger RNA of Thunnus maccoyii (southern bluefin tuna), 5490 nucleotides long. It is a transcript of the gene tarbp1, whose product is annotated as TAR (HIV-1) RNA binding protein 1. Gene Ontology annotation, biological process: tRNA methylation. Bases 141 to 4994 code for a protein of 1617 amino acids. The record is from RefSeq and is a predicted model, not a curated record. The transcript is spliced from 29 exons. Gene Ontology annotation, molecular function: tRNA (guanine) methyltransferase activity; RNA binding. Lineage: Eukaryota; Metazoa; Chordata; Actinopteri; Scombriformes; Scombridae.